This is a messenger RNA of Linderina pennispora, 2582 nucleotides long. RefSeq names its product Pkinase-domain-containing protein. The coding region runs from base 257 to 2089 and encodes 610 amino acids. Gene Ontology annotation, biological process: protein phosphorylation; intracellular signal transduction. Gene Ontology annotation, molecular function: protein serine/threonine kinase activity; ATP binding. The record is from RefSeq and is a predicted model, not a curated record. The transcript has a single exon. Lineage: Eukaryota; Fungi; Kickxellomycota; Kickxellomycetes; Kickxellales; Kickxellaceae.
CCGUAUGGCGCCCAGUGGAUGGUGGUUUUCAAUAGCCCUUUGUUUUGCUAAUAGGGUGGCCAAUUUUGCUAUAGAUCCAUAGACACUGGAUAGCCUCAGACACGAUAUUCGAGAACCUUUGGGAGGCACGCUCGCUGCAUACUUUCUACACGAUUUCAAACUCAACGCGGAGGAGGUUAAGGAACCAAUACCAGAAACUUUUUUGCGGAACGCGGUCUAGCUUAUUAUCCCCGGAAAAACCAGCCUCAUAGCAACCAUGGGCAUAAUCUCGACUCUCUCGCGGAAGACCUCGGAUGUCUCGGGCAAGCUGCCAGCCGAGGCAAGGUCCGGGGCGCCCCAGCGAUCAGUCUCGCACAGCAAGCUGUCGAAUGCACUGCCCAACAUGACGGCGGGGGCGGAGCGGGGCAUCAGCUCCCACCCUAACACGCCGCCCAGCGGGUCGCAGCCGCAGCAGCUCCGGAUUCGCACUGAGGGCAUGCAUAUUCCUAAAGCCAGCACAGCAUCAGGCACACAGUCAGCCAGCGUCAAGCCCGCACAGAGCGGGCUGGCCGGGCCGACGCUGAUCAAGCGCAACACCAGCUUCUCGCAGCGCUUGCACAGCCUCCUGCACCGCGACAAGUCGACCAAGUCAACCAAGGCACCGAACCCGCGGCGGCACGUCGAGCAGCCAACAAUCGCCUACCGCACCCCGACGACGCAGACGCAAAUGACCGACCGGUCCGAUGCCAGCGGGCAGCGCUCGGGCACCAACUCACCGCCCAGCGGAUCGCCGCGCAGCACGCAGCACCAGCGCAAGGAGUCGCUGCCCAAGGCGUAUCAUGCACAGCGCAACUUUGAGCCCAUGACCGCUGACUCGAUUUUCGCAAUCAGCGAUGCCAACCUGCGGUCAGUCAACGCUGGCCACGCCCACUGCUCGCCGCCGCCGCCGCCGCCACCACCACCACCGCCACACGACGAUGCGAACAGCAUUGUGCAGGGCACUCAGCAGAUGAGCCUUGAGCCGGUAGCCGAGUCCAGCAGCACCUCGGUGCACACCAUGUCCAGGGAGCCGAGCCAGGCCACGCUGCACCACAACGCAUCGGGCGAGAUCGCACAUGACUCGCAGAUGCCUGCCCGCCAAUCAGCUGCUCAGCUGAGCCCCUCCGGAAGUCCACCUGGAUCCAAACCCGCUGGCGAUGCGCGCACGCAGCUCGAGGGCAAGACGCUGUCCAAGUCGGCCGAGGACUCGAGCCUACGGCACAAGCCCGGCGCACCGGCGGCCCUGAGCCACCCGCACUUUGAGGCUACCAGCACACCUGCGUCGCCGGCUGGCGUGACAGCGCCCAAUCAGCUGCCGCGCUCGGCCACGACGCAGCACAAGAAGCCUGGGCCGGUCUACUCAUCGCACAAGGCCACGCUCAACCAGUUUGGGCGCCAGACCAAGGUCAUCGGCAAGGGCACCGGCGGUACUGUGCGGCUGCUGCAAGGCGUCGACGUUGAGGUGCGGCCGCCAAGCCUGCGCAGCGGGCCGCCGUCGUCGCAUCACGGUGACGAGCCGCACGCUUACACGCCUAGCGAGCACCGGCUGUUUGCAGUCAAGGAGUUCCGCAAACGCCGGCCCGACGAGACGCCCCGUGCGUACAUGAAGAAGGUCACGUCCGAGUUCUGCAUCGGCUCGAGCAUCCACAACGAGAAUGUGAUUGAGACGCUGGAUCUGAUCUUUGAGGGCGAGCGCGUCUACGAGAUCAUGGAGUACUGCCCCCACGACCUAUUUACCUUUGUGGCCAUGGGCGACAUGGACCUUGACGAGACCUUCUGCUGGUUCAAGCAAGUGUGUCAGGGCGUCCAGUAUCUGCACAAGAUCGGCAUUGCCCACCGCGACCUCAAGCUCGAGAACUGUCUGCUGACCGAGCGCGGCAUCGUCAAAAUCAUCGAUUUUGGCUGUGCCACCGUCUUCAAGACGCCGUUCCAGAAGGAGCCCAGCAAGGUCGUCGGCGUGUGCGGCUCCGACCCGUACAUUGCCCCGAGGUCCUGCAGUCGCGCCGCCAGCUGCCAUACUACGCCCAGGUCGCCGAUAUCUGGUCCGUCGGCAUCAUGUACAUGUGCAUGACCCUGCUCAAGUUCCCCUGGCGCAUCGCCGAAAUCGACAACGACCGCAACUACGGCUCGUACAUCCGCGACUGGCCGCGCGGACGUGAGAAGCUGCUGGCGCAGCUGCCCACCCUCCGCCACGACGGCAAGAGCGUCAUUGAGGGCAUGGUGCACCCCGACUCGACCGCGCGCAUGACCAUGGACCAAGUCCUCGACAGCCAGUGGAUGAAGGAGAUUGAGGUCUGCCAUACAAACUGCCCCGCAAAGUCCCACACCCACCAUAUGAAGGCGGAAUAGAUUUUUACCUCUUAGAGCUUUUUUCCUUUCAUCCUGGACUCCCACCGCCCUCCAAACCUGUACUUUUUGAGAGCGGAGGUGGGCUUCGGUUUUCUCUUUCUGGCGAAAGUUACCUUUUCUUCUAUCUCUGUAAACUAAACACGAAAAGUCAAUUUCUCUCGGACACAAUCAUAUUGGCUGCAUAUAGCACAACUUUGACGAUAUGGCUCUGCCGU